This is a messenger RNA of Vicia villosa (hairy vetch), 2568 nucleotides long. RefSeq lists its product as uncharacterized. Lineage: Eukaryota; Viridiplantae; Streptophyta; Magnoliopsida; Fabales; Fabaceae. Bases 1 to 2568 code for a protein of 855 amino acids. Gene Ontology annotation, biological process: DNA integration. The transcript has 4 exons. The record is from RefSeq and is a predicted model, not a curated record. Gene Ontology annotation, molecular function: nucleic acid binding; RNA-DNA hybrid ribonuclease activity.
AUGGUUGAGAACAAAAGAAUAACGUCUCUCGAAGCCAAAAUUAUUGAUAUGGCUGUUAGGGCCAAAAGCGUGGAAUUUAUUGAUACAGGACAGGAGGCGAACACUGUACGUAAGCCCCCUGAGGAACAAGUACAUGAAGAAACAAUAGACCAAAGGCUAGAUGCUAUCUAUGACGAUGAGCCUUUGGGAUUCGAGAAAGAUCCAAGAUCAUCAAGCGCAAAGAUGUUAGCACAGGACCCACUAGAAGAGAUUGAUCUCGGAGAUGGAACCACAAAGAGAGCCACAUACAUCAGCGUUAAACUGGACCCCAAGAUGAAAAACAGGUUAGUAGAAUUGUUAAAACAAAAUAAAGAUUGUUUUGCUUGGGAAUAUGAUGAGAUUCCUGGUUUGAAGAGAGAUCUGGUCGAAUUAAAACUGCCUAUUAAGGAUGCAACUCCUAAAGAUGAAUACCCAAUGCUCGUGGCAGAAAUGCUAGUUGACUCAGAUGCAGGAUAUGAGUAUCUUAGCAUGCUUGAUGGUUAUUCCGGGGCAACAUACCAACAAGCAAUGAAUUCUAUUUUUCAUGAUUAUAUCGAAACCUUCAUGCAGGCUGGAGAUUUUCUGGGCUUCGUGAUCCACAAAAAGGUGAUAGAGAUUAAUCAGAAUAAAACAAAGGCUAUUAUGGAGACCAAAGCACCGUCAAAUAAGAAAGAGUUGCAAUCUUUAUUAGGGAAGAUAAAUUUCUUGAGGAGAUUCAUUUCAAAUUUAAGUGGUCGAAUCCAAGCCUUUUCUCCUCUUUUGCGUCUGAAGCAUAGAAAUUUUGAGUGGACAAGUGAACAUCAAGAGGCAUUCGAAAAGAUAAAGCAGUAUAUGAUGAAUCCACCUAUCUUGUCACCACCAAAUGGAAAGAAGCCUGUGAGACUGUAUAUAUCAGCUUCAGACACUUCUAUAGGUAGUAUGUUAGCGCAAGAAGAUGAAAAUGGCAUCGAGAGGGCCAUAUAUUACCUAAGUAGGGUAUUAAAUGAUGUAGAAACUAGAUACACUUCGAUAGAGAAGUUGUGCCUAUGUUUGCAUUUUUCAUGUACUAAACUUAAAUAUUAUAUAAAGCCAAUAGAUUUAUAUGUCUCCUCUCAUUUUGAUGUUAUCAAGUACAUGUUAUCUAAGCCAAUAAUGCACAGUCGAAUUGGAAAAUGGGCUCUUGCCCUAACUGAGUACUCUUUAGCCUUCAUGCCUUUGAAAGCUAUGAAGGGGCAAAUAGUGUCAGAUUUUAUAGUAGAUCACGCAGUGGUUGAGACUCCUCAACUCCUUGUUGAGUUGAAGCCUUGGAGACUAUUUUUCGACGGUUCCACCCAUAAAGAAGGCAUUGUAGUUGGGAUUCUAUUGAUUUCGCCUGAUGGAAUUCCAAUAAAACUUAAGUAUAGAAUCGAAGGGCCUUCAUGCUCUAACAAUGAGGCAAAAUAUGAAGCCUUGAUAGUAGGACUUGAAGCCUUAUUGGAAUUGGGGGAAACCAGGGUCGAAAUCAAGGGUGACUCAGAAUUAGUAAUCAAGCAAUUAACGAAGGAGUAUAAAUGCAUCAAGGAAAACGUGAUCAUGUAUUUCGUUAUUGCAAAUAGUUUGCUUAAAAAAUUCGAAUACAUAGAUAUAAAACACGUCCCUAGAAUCAAAAAUCAAGAGGCUAAUGAUCUAGCACAAAUAGCUUCAGGAUAUAAGAUCUCAAAGGAGAAGCUAGAGGAAUUGGUUGAAAUAAGAGGGAAAGCAAGGGCAACUAAGCUAUCUCCAAGUGACUUGGACAGAAAUUGUUUGGGUUAUGCUAAUGAAGAAGAAUUCGAAGUAUUGGCCAUUGAUGCUCUAACAAACACAGAUUGGAGAGUUCCAAUUAUAGAAUAUUUUAAAGAUCCUUCAUUGAACACGGACAGGAAAACCAAGUAUAGAGCUUUGUCGUACGUUUUGAUGGGAAAUGAGCUAUUCAAGAAAACGCCAGAAGGCAUUUUAUUAAAAUGUUUGGGUGAGAACGAAGCGUACUUAGCAUUAUCUAAUGUUCAUAGUGGAACAUGUGGGGCACAUCAAGCAGGUCAUAAAAUGAAAUGGUUUCUUUUCAGAUAUGAAAUGUAUUGGCCCACCAUGCUGAAGGAUUGUAUAGAAUUUGCUAAAGGUUGUCAAGAAUGUCAAAUACAUGCAGGAAUCCAACAUGCUCCUGCAAGCGAACUCCACGCAAUUAUCAAGCCAUGGCCAUUUAGAGGUUGGGCUUUAGAUUUAAUUGGCGAGAUUCGACCUGCUUCAUCUAAAGGACAGAAGUACAUUCUUGUUGGAAACGACUAUUUUACUAAAUGGAUCGAAGCAGUGCCUUUGAUAAAUGUAGAUCAAGAAACGGUCAUAGAAUUUAUUCAAAGACAAAUAUUAUAUAGAUUUGGAAUCCCGAAAACUAUAACAACAGAUCAAGGAUCAGUAUUUACUGGUCGAAAGAUGCAAGAAUUCUCAAAAGAAAUAGGAUUUAAGUUGCUUACAUCUACGCCUUACUAUGCCCAAGCUAACGGACAAGUCGAAGCAGCGAACAAAGUAAUCAUUGGUUUAAUAAAGAAACAUGUAUGA